Molecule: messenger RNA, 1140 nt
Organism: Lingula anatina
Lineage: Eukaryota; Metazoa; Brachiopoda; Lingulata; Lingulida; Lingulidae
Product: cytochrome P450 1A1
Biological process (GO): progesterone metabolic process; hormone biosynthetic process
Molecular function (GO): steroid 17-alpha-monooxygenase activity; iron ion binding; heme binding
Source: RefSeq, a predicted model, not a curated record
UGGAGCGCAGUUGGCAAGCGAACUGGAAACAGGUGGCUUAGGGAAGUGCACUUGAAGGCAACGUUGGCAUUACGGGGAAAGAUGUACGUGUUGACUUUGUUGAGUUUACUUACUGUGAAGACAGUCUUGGUCGGGAGCGCGGUAUUCCUGUUGGUGAUGUCAUUACUACAGAGGAAGAAGUACAAACUGCCGCCAGGACCUCCACAGCUGCCGAUAUUGGGGCACUACUUCGCAUUCAGAAACGAACCUCGAAGGUACGCUGUCUUCAACAAGCUCGGGGAGUCCUUUGAUGACAUUUUUACUGUUAAUUUAGGGUUUGGACGCUUGUUCGUUGUUCUAAAAUCUGCGGAGAGUGUUCAUGAGGCCAUGGUUGAGAAGAAAGAGAUAUUUGCGGGGAGAGAUGACGAGAGCUGGAAGUUUGAGCUUGCCACUGAAGGAUUCAGAGAUAUAGCAUUUGCCGACUAUGGUCCAGUGUGGAGACUACAGAGACAGAUGGCUUUGAAGGCUUUCAGGACCUACUUAGCAAGUGAUAAAUUGGAAGCAUUCACGAGAUCUGCUUUUGAUGAAGUUGCCAGCUUGAUUGAAAAGGAGACCGAGCCCUUUGACAUGGAUGUCCACAUUCGGUUACUUAUGUUCAGUAUCAUGAGCAGAAUGGCGUUUGGGAAAGGCUUCAAACUCAACGAUCCAGAUUUCGUCUUCGUGAAGGACAAAUUGGCGGAAAUCAACAGAAAACUAUUCUCAGGCCCCAUUGCCUCUGACGUCAUCCCCUUCUUGAAACAUUUGCCUAUCCCAUCAUCUCUCUUGGCGAAACGACUGAUGAAGGAACUGAUCGACUUCCACAAAGUCCAACUGGAACUCCACGAAACUUCUUUAAAUAAGGGUAACAUGAGGGACAUCACAGACCACCUUUUGCUGUUGAAGGAAGAAUUAACAGAUGAAAGUGAUGAUAAUGUUAGGGAGUCGCUUUCUGACACUAGAAUCCUCCAAACCAUGAUGGAUAUAUUUCUUGCUGGAACCCAGACCACAUCCGACACGUUGAAGUGGAUAAUAAUGUACGUGGCAGAUAAUCCGGAAGUUCAGGCAAAGAUACACAAGGAGUUGGACGGCUUGGGUAAACAUUACUAUGCAUGUGGUUAUUAA